GAAUGCCGAUAAAUGAAGAAGUAGAAAAGGAGAUCAAUAAAAAUAGAUCAGAAAUUGAAAAAGAACAAGCGAAUAUAAAAAAUCUUGAGAUUAAUUUGGAUAGUUUGUUAAGCGAAAGGGAGAAGAUCGUCAAUAUCAAAAAUAAGUUUGCACUGUUUCUAAAGCGAAAUACAAUAGCGCUUUUAAUGGCGCACACGAUGAAUACGUAG
This is a messenger RNA of Acaulospora colombiana, 209 nucleotides long. NCBI's taxonomy places the organism in Eukaryota, Fungi, Glomeromycota, Glomeromycetes, Diversisporales, Acaulosporaceae. The record is from the annotation of a GenBank genome assembly.